AAAUGCCCCUUUAACAUCUUUUUAUACCGAUAUGGUAGAUGCGUCGUUGUGCACUUCUCAUUAAAUAAAACUAAAAUAUUGUUUUAUCUGAUCCCAUGUCCGCAAAUAAAAAUAUAACUAUAAAAAAGAAAUAUAAAAUAAAAAAAAACUUUAUAAUUUGUCGCUAAGCAACUGUCCCUAGCGCUUUCUACUUUUGGCUAAUUGGAUUCGGGCAAAGGUCAUGCCGAGAAACCUGGAAUGUCGGGGCUUCUUUCUAAACAGACUUCUUAGUUACUAGACGCUCUGACCAAGAAAGAACACUAGAACAGUAACGUGCAGAGACAGUUGAGGAGAUUUGAAGAUAUAAGUUAUGCAUACGGGAAUUUGAUUUCCUAAGUGUUGUUUCUGACUAAAGCUAGUUAAGUAUACCGAUGCAGUUUGAAUACGAAAUCACAUUUUUGUCUGAAUUUGUGCAGCAAGAAGUGCUAUCAGAUUAUUUAAAGACACUAGUUGACAAAAAUGAAGAACAUAAACAAAGAGCGCAUUCUCUAAUAUCAAGUUCCGAUACUGCGAACAUGGCUGCAGCUUUUUUGUCCAUGAAUUGUCUUAAUGCUCCAAGUGCUGAGUAUGUAAUUUCUUUAUGCGAGUUUUGGAAACUGUCAGAUGAAGUCAAGUUUCUGGCAUUUGAAGUUUUAAAUCAGUUUAUGAAUAAACUCAUGUGUGAGUUAUACUGUACAAUAUGGCUAUCAGAUGAUAAAUGCCUUGGGCUUGAAGUAAACAGUUCAGAGAGCUCAAUACAUACGAAAGACAAUAGCAGAAUCAGUCUCUGUGAGAGUCAGUGGAAAAGCACAAUAGAACAUGUUUCCAAACAGAUGGAACUAAGAGCUGUGUCCUCAGUGGCGCUAGCUAGCAAAUUUAUUUCUGUCAAAAAUAAAGUCACAUCUAAUAUGGCAAUUAACUACCUAAACAGCAGAGGAUAUGCAUACAAGAAAAGUAUUCUGUUUAAGUCGGAAGUAAGAAUAUUAAAAUACCUUGACUUCAACAUGUAUUCAGUACCAUGCAUACUCCCAUACAUUGGUGCAAUGCUACAGAGUAUUGCAAGCACCGAUAGAUGUUUUAAUGGCAGCAGGAUUUAUAAAACCUGUGUUGAGCUUCUCCACUGUUUCUAUCAGCGCAGAACUUUGGUCUAUGCACGGUUAUGGCAUAUAGAGGUAAAUGCAUGUGGAAUAAUAGAUUCAAAAUAUUUAAGAUUUGCCUCUUCUUUACUGGAAACAAUGUCUGACAAAGUUUACCUUUCUUGUGCAAUGAUUGCAUCUGCUACGUAUUUAUUAUCAAGAAAACAUAGCGAUCGUAUGAUUGUAAUGUUGCGUAAAAUGACCACAAUACCAGAUGAUGACAUUGCAGAAUUUGCUCAUGUUCUCAUGGAUGUUUUAUUGACAAAGUGAUGCCUUGUUUUGUCAUUUACCAGCUGCAAAUACAGACCAGCAUAUGGCUGAUGCCAGUCAUGAAAAAUAUAUUAUUACUAUAUUAUAUAGUUUUUGAUAAUUUUUGGCUUUAAAAGCAGAUCAGCUUUUUUCUUGCUAAUCCAUUUUUGAUUUAAUGAAUAGUUUUGUUUGCAAGCUCUAUAUUUUCUCUUUCACAAUAUUAUAUUGCCCUAUAACCUUUCAUAUUAUAUUUCUUUAUUUGUUUUUCAUUGUUCUAUGCUAUAUUAAAUAUACACCUAAUAAUU
Ciona intestinalis (vase tunicate) is the source of this 1708-nucleotide messenger RNA. Lineage: Eukaryota; Metazoa; Chordata; Ascidiacea; Phlebobranchia; Cionidae. The record is from RefSeq and is a predicted model, not a curated record.